GUGCGGUCUGACAGGAGCUGCGGCCCGGUCCGGCCCGGGCUGGCAUGGGUUGGAAUUGGAGCCUAUCACCCAACCCGAAGGCUAACAGCAUCAUGUGGUUACUAACUGUUCCUCAUUCACCGGUUGAUGCCUCCCAGAAAAAAACGCCGCCAGCCUUCCCAGAAAGCCCAGCUGCUGUUCCACCAUCAACCACUGGAGGGCCCCAAACACAGCUGUGCAUCUACACAGCUUCCCAUCACUCACACUCGACAGGUGCCCAGCAAGCCCAUUGACCACAGCACCAUCACUUCCUGGGUAUCACCUGAUUUUGAUACAACAGCGGGAAGCUUGUUCCCAGCCUACCAGAAACACCACCACCAAAACCGGGCAAGACAUUCAAGUCGAAAAUCUACCACCUCCAAGUUUCCACAUCUAACUUUUGAGAGUCCGCAGUCUUCCAAUUCAGAGACAUUGGGGAUCCCCUUAAUCCGGGAGUGCCCCAGUGAAUCAGAAAAGGAUGUUUCCAGAAGACCCUUAGUUUCAGUGCUCAGUCCCCAAAGCUGUGGGGACAUGUCAGCACAGGCACUUCAGAGCUUACCUUAUGUGUUCAUUCCACCUGAUAUCCAGACCCCAGAGUCAUCGUCUGUGAAGGAAGAACUCAUUCCCCGAGAUCAGAAGGAAAACAGCCUUCCAAGCUGCUCUCUUCACACUGGCACUCCUGAUAGCCCAGAGCCUGGACCUGUUCUGGUUGAAGACACCCCCGAAGACAAGUAUGGAAUAAAGGUCACAUGGAGGAGACGACAGCACCUGCUUGCUUACCUCAGGGAGAUAGGGAAGCUGAGCAGAAGCCAAUUCCUUGUGAAAAGCUGACUACCAUCAGCAGUCUCAAUAGAAAAGACACAUGUUUUUUGGAGUCAUAAAGGAAUUCAAUUCCCAGGGUUUUUUUUUGUUUGUUUGUUUUAUUUUGUUUUGUUUUUUGAGAUGUAAUAUCGCUCUGUUGCCCAGGCUGGAGUGCAGUGGUAUGAUCUCAUCUCACUGCAACCUCCACUUCCUGGGUUCAAGCGAUGCUCCUGCCUCAGCCUCCCCAGUAGCUGGGAUUACAGGCACCUGCCACCAUGCCUGGCUAAUUUUUUUGUAUUUAUAGUAGAGAUGAGGUUUCUCCAUGUUGGCCAGGCUGGUCUCAAAAUCCUGACCUCAAGUCAUCUGCUGGCCUGGACCUUCCAAAGUGCUGGGAUUACAGGUGUGAGCCACCACACCCAGCCGAGAUUUGUUUUCUAAGAUACUUUGUGUCAUGAACAGUUUAGUGUCAUGAACUAUUCACUUGAUAUUUUUCUUGUAUUAACUGUUUAAAUUUUUAAAAUAUCUUGUAGUAACUCUUUAAAAUGUAUGUAAGUAAAUGGCUGCAGAAAGUUUUUUUAGAGAAUCCUGCUUCUGUCAGUAAUACAGCGAUAUUACCCCAUCCACUAAA
Messenger RNA from Rhinopithecus roxellana (golden snub-nosed monkey), 1447 nucleotides. Its product is annotated as RAD9, HUS1, RAD1-interacting nuclear orphan protein 1. The record is from RefSeq and is a predicted model, not a curated record. Bases 127 to 849 code for a protein of 240 amino acids. The transcript has a single exon. NCBI's taxonomy places the organism in Eukaryota, Metazoa, Chordata, Mammalia, Primates, Cercopithecidae. Gene Ontology annotation, biological process: cellular response to ionizing radiation; recombinational repair; DNA damage checkpoint signaling. Gene Ontology annotation, cellular component: nucleus; chromosome.